CUGAAGCUCUGACAUCAGAAUCCAGAGGACAGGACGGUGAACUGAACAUCUCCGCAGGAUCCAUCACAAUGAGAGUGACGCUGGCGACUCUGACCCUCUGCCUGGUGCAGCUCGCGGCCUCGGGUUUCCCUUUUGACAAGAAACCCUCCGGUAGCACCGUUAAGGAGCGGCGUAUGCAGUAUGCAGCGUGGGAUGACAUAAACAUCAUUGCCCACGGGCUGCUCCAGCUGGGCCAGGGCUUGAAGGAGCAUGUGGACAAAGCCAAAGUCCAGAUGAGGGACAUUUCCAGCAAGCUGAAUGUGUUCAAUCACACAGUGAUGGAGCUGAGCAAGGAGAGCCAGCGGCUGCAGGCAGAGGGCCAGGGGCUGAAGGCUCUGGCCUGGGGCCUGGAGGGCCGAGAGGGGCAGCUGCUGAACAUCACGGCCGAACUGAAGGAGAAGAUGGAGGCCAUGCAGCAGGAGAGGAGGAUGAUGAGCGAGAGGAUGAGCCGGCUGGAGGACAGGGUGGACAGUAUGCUGCAGGGGGGCGCUGCCAGGAACACUACCGACACUGGCACCAUCCAGGUGAUGAUGGAGACUCAGAGCCGACGCCUUGAUGAUCUGAUGGACCGGAUCAGUCUCCAGCAAGAGAAACUGGACAAGCAGAACGUGCGCAUCAGGACACUACAAAGUCAGAUCCAACAGUCCAGAGAGAGAACAUCCUCGCCGAGCGCCAACCCUGACCACUCAUAUCAACCGGGCAUCGAGGAACAAAGCGACUCGCCAAUUGAUGUGCCGUCAGACUGCCACAAGGUGUUUCUGAGAGGAAUGACCACGAGUGGUGUUUACGUCAUCCAACCAAAUCACCAACAAGCCUUUAAAGUCUUCUGUGAGAUGAAAUCUGAUGGUGGAUGGACAGUGAUCCAGAGGCGCCAGGACGGCUCAGUGGACUUUGACCAGCUGUGGCAGGCCUAUAAGGAGGGCUUCGGCAGCCUGAACGGAGAGUUCUGGCUAGGUCUGGAGAAGAUCCAUUCCAUUGCUAAAAACGGUGGUUAUGUCCUUAAAGUCCAAAUGACUGACUGGCAGGGAGACAUCGCGUCCAUCCACCUCCCCUUCCGCCUGGGUGGAGAAGACACCAAAUAUUCUCUCUACAUCCUCAAGUCCAAGCCGUUCAGCCCGUUGGAGAAUUCUCUGGCAACUGAUGCUACAUCUAGCCUGCUGUUCUCCACAAGCGACCAAGACAACGACACGAAAAGUAGCAUCAACUGUGCCAAAAAUCUCUCCGGCGGCUGGUGGUUCACUGGUUGUGGUCGAUCCAACCUCAACGGUCGAUAUUUCCAGAGCCCGCCUCCCAAGAAGCGCAUCGAUAGGAAGCAAUGCAUCUUCUGGAAAACCUGGAGGGGGCGCUACUAUCCCCUGAAGACCAGUACCAUGAUGAUCGGCCCCGCCCACAUUCACAGGUCAUAAAGGACAGAAGAGGAGUUUAAUCUUUUCUCUGUUCUACAAGUGGAAACCACAGAGACGCUGAAGAACGUUCCAAGUGAAGAACAGUUAGCUACCUGUGUUUGGUCGAUCUGCGGUGAGUGUUACAGAGCGAGCUGGGACUUGUGUACAGGUCGGGACAUUUCCACAAAUUAAGACACACUGACAGAGAGACACAGAGCUCGAUCUGUGUGAGCGCACUGAGUGUGAAUGUGAUUUGACGGCAGGCCGAUGGCACCGCCAGCUGAAAAAAAACAGCCACAAAUCUUAAAGGGUG
Molecule: messenger RNA, 1737 nt
Organism: Thalassophryne amazonica
Lineage: Eukaryota; Metazoa; Chordata; Actinopteri; Batrachoidiformes; Batrachoididae
Product: angiopoietin-related protein 4-like
Exons: 7
Coding region: 69-1445 (458 amino acids)
Biological process (GO): triglyceride homeostasis
Molecular function (GO): enzyme inhibitor activity
Source: RefSeq, a predicted model, not a curated record